Naegleria lovaniensis is the source of this 552-nucleotide messenger RNA. RefSeq lists its product as uncharacterized. The transcript has 2 exons. Bases 1 to 552 code for a protein of 183 amino acids. The record is from RefSeq and is a predicted model, not a curated record. Lineage: Eukaryota; Heterolobosea; Eutetramitea; Acrasida; Naegleriidae. Gene Ontology annotation, molecular function: GTPase activity; GTP binding.
AUGAAUUUUCUCUUACUUCCCGAUGAGUUAGUCAUUGCCAUUUUGAAAUAUUUACUUCCUCAUGAACGUUUUCAUUGGAUCAAAACCAGGAAUUCAAACAUUAUUUUCAAUGAAAUUUCUGUGGCUUGUACGAUCAUGUCAUUAAAUUCAGUAGUGAUGAAAUCCGAAAGGGUGAUGGAAUUUUUGAAUGAAUUUUGGUGGAACGUCAUGAUGGAACGAUAUUGUAGCGAUGGUGCGAAAAAGAAACCAUUCGUGGAUUCCUUGAAAAUAUUAAAACAGGAAAUGAUUAAGAAAAAGUGUAUGAAGCGAUGUGUGAACUUGUUUGUACAUGCCUAUAGAAAGUUAAAUGAACUACCAACAAUGAAUAAGAUUAUUCAACAAGAGCAAGUAGUGAUCUUGGGUGAUGCGGGAGUGGGAAAAUCAAGUAUUAUCAAUUUAUUCGUGAGGGGAGUUUUUCAAUCGUGUUUUGAUCCCAUGAUCAUUGAGAGUUAUUUGAAACAUGUUUGCGUUGACGGCAAUGUUGGAGAUAUUGGAGGAUGUUGCAUGGACUGA